CACACCACACCUUCUCACCAUCCUCACAGAAUUCAAGAGUGUCGGUCAGUCAGACAGAGAGGCAGGGCAGACUGCUGAAAGGGGGAGUGGACACAUAUAGAGCAGAGGGGAAAAGAGGAGAAGAGAGAAAGAGGGCUAUCCACUCAUCUCCGACAGUAGGGAUAUUGAUGCACAUACUUGAGUGAAGAGGAAAAUAAAACGACAUGAGUUUAGGAGCAGCAUGUGUCUUCCUGAGGGGAGGGAAGCAUAUUGACAGAGAGCUGGCCGAUGACGAAAUUGAAGAGCUGCGCGAGGCGUUUGCUGAGUUCGACAAGGACAAGGAUGGGCUGAUCAGCUGCAAGGACCUGGGCAACCUGAUGAGGACAAUGGGCUACAUGCCCACUGAGAUGGAGCUGAUCGAGCUGAGCCAGAACAUCAACAUGAACCUUGGUGGGAGAGUAGACUUUGAGGACUUUGUUGAGCUGAUGGCCCCAAAGCUGCUGGCUGAGACUGCUGGGAUGAUCGGCGUGAAAGAACUGAAGGACGCUUUCAAAGAGUUUGACGCGGACGGAGACGGAGAGAUCACAACAGAGGAGUUACGAAACGCCAUGACCAAGCUGAUGGGGGAGCACAUGUCUCGAAGAGAGAUUGACUCUGUGGUACGAGAGGCUGACAACAACGGUGACGGGACAGUAGACUUUGAAGAGUUUGUUAGAAUGAUGUCACGCCAGUGAGGAGGACUUCUUGGAAAAAUGAUUAUUUCUCACACACACGUUUGUAUUACUAUCCUUGUGGGGAUCAAACAAUUGAUUCCCAUUAAAAUCCUAUUUUCCCUAACUCCUAACCCUAAGCCUAAAAUAGCCUUUUUCCUUGUUGGGACCGGCAAAAUGUCCCCAAAACCAAACACACACACGCACACACGCACACACACACACACACACACACACACACACACACACACACACACACACACACACACACACACACACACACACACACACACACACACACACACACACACACACACACAGGGCUGCAAUUGAUACACAGCCACACAUUAACAGAAAGAUGGAAUGUCUAUGCAAACUUCAGGAUGUAUUUAUGCAAUUUGAAAAAUGAUAUUAAUACAAUUAUUUUAUUAACACACAUAAUACAAUAAAAAUAUAUAAUACAAUAAUUAAUAACAUGACCACAAAUUAUAAAUGCUUUUUUCAAGCACAUACAUUGUUUUAUGUAAUUUGUAUAUAUAUGGGAAAUUAUGCAAUUCUAUUUGUCUAGCUUGUUUUUUGUUUAGUUUUUGAAGGUAUUCUACAAUAAAUUAUUCGUAAAAAAAUA
Messenger RNA from Oncorhynchus nerka (sockeye salmon), 1314 nucleotides. It is a transcript of the gene cabp5a, whose product is annotated as calcium binding protein 5a. Lineage: Eukaryota; Metazoa; Chordata; Actinopteri; Salmoniformes; Salmonidae. The coding region runs from base 204 to 713 and encodes 169 amino acids. Gene Ontology annotation, biological process: regulation of voltage-gated calcium channel activity. Gene Ontology annotation, molecular function: calcium channel regulator activity; calcium ion binding. Gene Ontology annotation, cellular component: cytoplasm. The transcript is spliced from 7 exons. The record is from RefSeq and is a predicted model, not a curated record.